AGUUCACAUUUCAAAGAGUAAAGAAGAGACUCAGAGCUUCUGAAGAUGGCUUCCAUGGCGUCACCUACCACCUGCUUGUACCGCAUGAGUCGCCGUAAAUGCCGGAAGAAUGUUUUUUCCAGUAGUCGACAUAUCAUUGCUUCGAUUUCAGAUGACAAUCAUCCAAAGCCAAUUGGUCGAAGAGAGAUAAUUCUUAGGAGCAGUGAAUUAGCUAUGAUCGGAGCUAUUUUCCAGCUCAGUGGGGAAAAACCGGAUUAUCUUGGAAUACAGAAGAAUGAGAGGUUGGCUCUAUGUCCUGCGACAAAUAACUGUAUAUCCACUUCGGAGAGUAUCACUGAUCAAGUACAUUAUGCUCCACCAUGGAACUAUAAUGGAGGAAGGAAAACACCUGUGAACAGAGAAGUUGCAAUGAAAGAACUUCUUAAUGUGAUUAAGUCGACGAAACCGGACAAAUUCACCCCUCGGAUUGUGGAGAAGAAGGAUGACUAUGUUCAUGUGGAAUAUGAAAGUCCAAUCUUAGGGUUAGUAGAUGAUGUUGAAUUCUUGUUUCUUCCGGGGAAGAAGUCGACUGUAGAGUAUCGAUCUGCAUCCCGUAAAGGGAACUUCGACUUUGAUGUGAACAGAAAGCGAAUAAAGGCACUGCGACAAGAGCUAGAGAAGAAGGGAUGGGAAUCGGAGAACAGCUUUUGAUUAUGAUUAAAAAGAAUUGCCAUAUUCUUGUAGUCUGUUAUGUGUAAGAUGAUAUUCAUGCACAUGCCAUAUGUAAAAACAAACAUUGUCAUAAAUGAGAGAAACAGUGUUUGACACAA
This is a messenger RNA of Eutrema salsugineum, 809 nucleotides long. RefSeq lists its product as uncharacterized. Bases 46 to 690 code for a protein of 214 amino acids. The transcript has 7 exons. The record is from RefSeq and is a predicted model, not a curated record. NCBI's taxonomy places the organism in Eukaryota, Viridiplantae, Streptophyta, Magnoliopsida, Brassicales, Brassicaceae.